AAAUGUGAAAAGUUGCAUAAUUCUAAGCUAUAUAAAUUGGAUUAAUAUCGUUGUCUGAAGCAGAAUACUCGACUUCAGCGCCGGUGUGAACAUCUUAAUCAGGCAAUCCAACCCAAAGACCGACACCAUGAGAGUCUCCGCCGUGGCAAUCCUGGCUUUCCUGGCCGUCGCUGACGCACAGUUCAUCACCUGGUUCGGAGACUCCUGUCCCAGAGUCCCGACCAAGGAGAACUUCGACAUCGUCCCGUACAUGGGCCGCUGGUAUGAACUCUCCAAAUACCCCAACAGUUUCCAGAACGGAGAGUGCGGUACCGCCUUCUACCGCCUGGAGGCAGACGGCACUGUAACAGUCAACAACACACAAAUAAAGGCAGAUGGCAGUAGUGAUUCGGCCAUUGGUCAGGCCCGAGACGACCCAGACUCUGACGUCCCGGGGCGUCUGCAAGUCAGGUUCUCCUCAUUCCAACCUUGGGGUAGUUACUGGGUGGUGGAUACAGACUACACCAACUACAGCAUCGUGUACUCCUGUGACUACUUCCUCAUCAACCGGGUGGAGUUUCUGUGGAUCCUGGCUCGGGACCGCGCGCUUCCCGCCGGCACCAUGAGCAACAUCAUGCAGAAGUUAGAGAGUUACAACAUCGACACAACCAAGCUGGUCGAUACCGUGCAGGAUAUAGGAAUAUGCGAGAAGUAGUGAGAUCAUCGGUUACGUGUUAUUUAGUGGUAUUGUGAUACAGCAGAAUGAUUGUAUGACUUAAUAAAAACGUAUAUAUUUUAUGAUUGUUGAACUGUUUUCGUUUUUCAAAUAAAGCACACAUA
This is a messenger RNA of Branchiostoma belcheri (Belcher's lancelet), 819 nucleotides long. RefSeq names its product apolipoprotein D-like. Gene Ontology annotation, molecular function: pigment binding. Bases 128 to 694 code for a protein of 188 amino acids. The transcript has 5 exons. Lineage: Eukaryota; Metazoa; Chordata; Leptocardii; Amphioxiformes; Branchiostomatidae. The record is from RefSeq and is a predicted model, not a curated record.